Molecule: messenger RNA, 1696 nt
Organism: Sceloporus undulatus (fence lizard)
Lineage: Eukaryota; Metazoa; Chordata; Lepidosauria; Squamata; Phrynosomatidae
Gene: PEF1
Product: penta-EF-hand domain containing 1
Exons: 5
Coding region: 111-950 (279 amino acids)
Biological process (GO): COPII vesicle coat assembly
Molecular function (GO): calcium ion binding
Source: RefSeq, a predicted model, not a curated record
AAUCGGAAGAGCCGGUGGGCGGGGCUAGGGCGGCGGAGCUGGAGCCGGAGGGGGCGUGGCCAUAGAGAGAGAAACGAGGAAGUGGGCGUGGCCCAAGCGGGAGACCUUCCAUGGCCGCCAGUUACCCGUAUGGACAGGGUUACCCUGGAUCUGCAGGACAAGCUCCAGGCGCUCCUCAAGGGGGCUACCCUGGGAGCCAGUAUGGAAGCGGGAUGCCUCCCGGGGGUCCCUAUGGUGGGUCGGCCCCAGGUGGUCCAUAUGGGCCACCAACUAGUGGAGGACCUUAUGGCCACCCUUCCUCUGGGACUCCUGGCGGGAUGUAUGGAGGAGGCCCAGCCCCAGGAGGACCAUAUGGACAGCCCUCGACUAACCCAUACGGUGCCCCUCAGCCAGGACCCUAUGGGGCAGGAGAUCCUGGAGGGAACAUCCCCCCUGGCGUGGACCCCGAAGCCUUCGCUUGGUUCCAGAGCGUGGACACAGACCACAGCGGUCACAUCUCAGCCAAAGAGCUCAGGCAGGCUCUUGUCAAUUCCAACUGGUCCGCCUUCAAUGAGGAAACUUGCAUGAUGAUGAUGAACAUGUUUGAUAAAACCAAGUCUGGGCGGAUGGAUCUCUAUGGCUUUUCAGCCCUGUGGCGCUUCAUCCAACAGUGGCGGAAUCUCUUCCAGCAGUAUGACCGCGACCAGUCUGGAUGCAUUAACUGUAAUGAAUUGCACCAAGCUCUUUCCCAAAUGGGGUACAACUUGAGCCCCCAGUUUUCCCAGCUGCUGCUGUCCCGUUACUCGCAGAAGGCCACCAACCCUGGCAUCCAGCUGGACCGCUUCAUUCAGAUCUGCACGCUGCUCCAGUCAAUGACCGAAGCGUUCCGGGAGAAGGAUACGGGCAUGACGGGCAACGUCCGGCUCAACUAUGAAGACUUCCUCAUGAUGUCAACCACUCGCAUACUGUGAGGACUUUCCUUCUGGGAGAAGAAGGGAUAGUGAUGGCAGUCUUGCUGGAGACUGACAAAAGACCCAGAAGGAAGAACUAGUGAGAAAAACAGUUAUCUAGAGGGCAUCUAUGCUGUGAAGGAAAAUGAUUUUGUGUAUGGUGGAUACUUUGAGAUGACUUCUUUUGACGUGGUUGUAUGAUUGAUUCCCAAGAAUCUGAUGCCCUGUGUAGCCACUAACAGGCAGACAGCAAACACCAAGCCAAAAUGUCACUGCCAUGGCCUUGGACAAUGGUCACCACAACUCUUUCCCUAAAGGAGUCUCCUCCUUUGUCCCUCAGUAAGAUGAAUCUUCAUCCCACAUUUUAGGGUUCUUAUGGUUGCCAGGUAUUUGGAAGAGACCUUCUUGCUCCUGAGUUUUCUUUCUGGGGUUUGUCAUCAAUCACGAGUUGCCAAAGUAGUUCUGGUCAUCCAUUCCAAGUUCAGCUCUCCCUCUUUGCCAUUCAAUGAUAGUAAGAGCAUGAGCCAAGAUCUCUUUAUUAUUUCUUGGCGGUCCUUUCUCUUGAAGUUUGGGUGCUCCUCUCCCUCCCCUGGUUUUCUGUUGCAGUGCUAAAGUACAACUGCUGACUUGCCAACAGCUGAUUUAGUUCCCUCUCUCCCCAAUUGCCAACAUUUUGCUUGUGAGUUUUGUAGGGGCCAAAGUCAUAAAUUACAAUGUGUCAGUCUAUACCUAGGUAAAAUGCUUCAAUAAAGGACCUAGAGCACUGA